Molecule: messenger RNA, 1023 nt
Organism: Closterium sp. Yama58-4
Lineage: Eukaryota; Viridiplantae; Streptophyta; Zygnematophyceae; Desmidiales; Closteriaceae
Source: the annotation of a GenBank genome assembly
AUGGCUACCCCGCCUGUACUAUCUUUCGAUACUGAGGGCCGCCCAGUGAAGUUUGAUACUUGGCUUGAUGACCUGCACCUCUUCCUGCAGCUCACUGCCAAGGAGGAUAUCUCCCUGUAUGACCACGCCCUCGGCCAUGCUCCUGCCCCUGCUACUGAUGCUGACAGCACUACCCGCUCACAGUGGCAGACUCGUGACGCUCACGCUCGCUUUGCCAUCCGCAACUCCCUGCCGUUAGAUGAGCGCGAGCACUUUGGCCAGUGCAAGACAGCUAGGGACCUCUACACCGCUGUAGUUGCCCGUUACUCCUCACCCGCUUCUGCUACGCUAGGCCGCCUCACUCUUCCCUACCUGUUCCCCGACCUAGCCUCCUUUCACACUGUCGCAGACCUCAUCACCCACCUUAAGACUAGUGAGGCCCGCUUUCGCGCUGCUAUGCCUGCCGAGUUUCUCACUAGCAACCCCCCCCCGCUCUGGAUCACUCUCUACCACAUCGUCACCCGCCUCCCUGACUCUCUGCGCACAGUCAGGGACCACUUCCUCUCUCGCUCCCCCACUGAGCUCACUGUUGCCCUCCUCGAGAAGGAACUGCUUGCAGCUGAGGCGAGCAUCGUCGCUGUAGGCACCUCUCGUGGCGACCCCCGCACCCCGUUCUUCGAGGGGUGUUCCCCUUCCCCCCUCCUCCCCUCUGUCGCCUCUGCUGCUGCUGUCGACCUCCUUGGUGCUGAGAAGGUCGGGACCGCGUCUGCUUCGAGCGGGCGCCGCAGGGGCAAAGGGGGCAGGGGUGGGGGUGGUGGCGGAGGAGGUGGGGGUGGAGGCGGUGGGAGUGGAGGCGCGGCUGAGGAGGCUAGUGGCGGUAGUGGGGGAGGCGACAGCAGCGGCGGGAGUGGUGGCAGGGGCGGAGGCGACAGCGGAGGCGGAGGUGGUCGUGGUGGCGGCAGGGGUGGAGGUGGCCGGGGCGGAGGCGGAGGAAGUGGUAGUCGUGGGGGCACUGGCGGAGGGCAGACUGCCGCGCUGGCCUGA